Molecule: messenger RNA, 3620 nt
Organism: Suillus subaureus
Lineage: Eukaryota; Fungi; Basidiomycota; Agaricomycetes; Boletales; Suillaceae
Product: CHAT domain-containing protein
Exons: 5
Coding region: 51-3446 (1131 amino acids)
Molecular function (GO): protein binding
Source: RefSeq, a predicted model, not a curated record
CCACCACCUAGCCUAUCCUCGAUCCUCAUUAUUUUACUCCAAGCACCAUCAUGCCUCGCUCCAGACGCCGAUAUAUCAGACUUGAAGUCGUCGACGGAAAGAAUCUUCGGGUCCCCUCCUGCCGCAGCCCUGUUGGCGUCUACAUAUCCAUCAAUGUCAACUCAUGGAGACGCUGGAAAUCGACCAUCAGUGUCUUAUCAUCUGAUGAAUCUGUAACGUGGGAGAAUACUGUAACUCUAUCAUCACAUGCAUCACCUGCGUUGUCAAUGGAGAUCAGGGCGUCCUAUGAACUUGGUCGAAUGCUAGGCGCUGGAGAGGUCAUCGGGAAACUUGAAAUAUCGUGGGAUGAGCUACUCGAUCAUGGAGAUGAGCCAUUCGAUCUAUCCUUCCCACCUGUGUAUGGAGUCCACCCUUCCCUUACGCUGAAGGCUGCCGUUGUACACACUUGCGACAGUCAAAAUGGUGUAUUGUCUCGUUCCCUCGUAGAACCCAAGAUUGCUCGAGACACAGAUGCGGGCCACGCACAUCUUUCCAAAUACGUGACGAACAAAGCAGUCUCUCACCUGAACCAUGCUAUGCAGCGUUUUCAGUUGGUUUUGGACCAGUGUCCAGUCAGCCAUCCAGAACACACAACAGCUCUCACCAACCUUGCGUGGACCCGCCUCAUAGGCUUCCUUCGAAAUGAUAUUCAAGACAUUGAUACUACUACUUCUCUCUUUCGCAAAGCCCUUGCAUUGCGUCCUCAGUACCAUCCUGAUUAUUCCUUAUCUUUGUAUAAUCUUGCAAUAGCGCUGACUUGGCGCCACCACAAGAAACGUUCUGCUGCCGACAUCCGCGAAGCCGCCCAACUCUAUCAUGAGUUACUACCUCUCUGUACAGAAGGCACCUACCUUCGUAGGAUCGUGAUCGACGGAUGCGAUGGUCUUCCAAUAGAUGCAUCCGAUGAAGGCAUCCACCUUCGAAGAGUCGUCCUCGAGCUCUGUCCUCUGGGCCAUCAACAUCGUCCAAGAGCACUCGACGGACUUUCAUCGACUCUCGGGUUACGCUUUAGACAGCACGGUAGCAUUGAUGAUCUUGACACGAGCAUACAACUCGGUCGUGAAGUCGUGUCUCUGUGCCCUGAGGGACAUGCUGGCUGUGAAGACUACCUGACCAACUUGGCCAUCUCACUCGAGUGUCGCUUUGAUCACCAAGGCAAACCUAAUGACCUCGAUGAGGCCAUCUCUUUGUACGAGGAAGUGUUGCACCUUUGCCCUGCUGGCCACGAAUAUCGUGACAAGUCGCUAGACGACCUAGGGGCUGCCCUUGUCACUCGUUUCUGCAAUCGCAACGACAUUGAUGACAUCACCCGAGCUAUCAGCCUCCAUCGCGAGGCACUGACAUUACGCCUACCUGGGCAUCCAUAUCGUGACACCACGCUUAAUAACCUUGCCCUCGCACUCCAGAAGAGAUAUUACAAAUUGCAUGUCAGUGAGGAUCUUAAUGAGGCCAUUGAUCGGUAUCGCGAAUCCCUUCGGGUAACGCAACAUGACGAUCCAGAUCGCCAUAGAACUCUUUACAAUUUGAGCGAGGUACUCUGCUCUCGUUUCAUGCAAACUCAGGAGAAUGAAGUUGUGGAGGAAGCCAUUACUCUUUGCCAAGAAUCAUUGGCGGCUCUGUCUUCACUGCACCCCGACAGGCAUUUCGGCUACAUGCGGCUGAAGGAGGCCUAUUUGUCUCGUUACCAGAUUCUACGUGACCCUGCUGAUUUAUCGCUUGCAGUGGAGAACUUCAGACUCGCAUCAAGACAUCCUACUCAAGGAUUUCCAGAACGCAUCAUUCAGGCAUAUUAUUGGACUGUUGUAUUGGAGCAGCAUGGUCAUGGAUCCGCUCUGGAGGCCUACUCAACAUUUUUCGAGCUUCUGGAUGCUCAUUUGUCAACACGAUCGUCGGCAACUUCACGGCGCGAAGCUGCCGCUGCCUUCCGUUAUGCUAGAUUGCUGCCUGUAGAUGCGGCAUCAUGUGCCAUACACCAUGAAAAUCCACAACACGCAGUGGAACUCUUGGAGCAGGGCCGUGGCCAGCAAUGGUCGCUGGCCUCUCGACUCAAGACUCCAGUUGAAGACCUCGAGUCAGCAAAUCCGACACUGGCCCACAAUUAUUUGGAGCUGAGCAAGCGUGUGUCCAAUGCCGCCCAAAGUUCUGCGACCAUCACCGACAGAGCUGCUGCUGAUCGGGAAGCAACAGAGUAUAGGAGACUUACAAGACAAUGGGAAGCUGUAGUAGCUGAGAUACGUAAUCUUCAGGGGUUCUUGCGAUUCCUACUCCCACCUUCGUAUGAAGACCUGCAAGCGGCAGCGCGCCAGGGCCCAGUCAUCAUCCUCAUUGCAAGUCAAUACUCGUGCAGCGCUAUCAUCGUCCCAACGUCAGGAGACCCCCAUCAUGUUCCCUUGCUGUCUGUUACUCUCGCAGAUCUGACCAAUCUCAAAGAUCGUUUCGCCAGGGCCAUACGACAGGCAUCUCGGAUGAAUCCAAGGGAGUCGAGGACGGAUCUAAUAGUACUAUCGCGGAUAAUAUGGGACGAGAUUAUGCUACCCAUCGUCAACGUACUCGAGCACGUCCUGAAACUAAAGCACCGCUCUCGAAUCUGGCUGUGUCCAACUGCAGCUUUCACGUCCAUUCCUCUCCACGCAGCUAACCCCUUUCUAACAAAGGCAGAUCGCUCUGGGAAGGAGCCAUGCCUGGAAGAUCUCUACAUCUGCUCUUACACGCCGACACUUUCUGCUCUGGUCAGAUCUAGACAGUUGAUGAAGAAGCGUGUGUCUCCAUCCUUCGUGACAAUCGGACAAGGUCAGCCGGGUGCAGGGAAAGGCAAGGAACUCUUGGCUGUCGACAGCGAGCUUGAGCUUGUCCAUAAGCUCAUCCCUGCGACUGCCAACCGCACCACUAUUUCAGGCGACGCAGCCACACGAGCAGGUGCACUCGAAGCUUUGCAGCAGAACACCUGGGUGCACCUGGCGUGUCAUGGCAAGCAGGACCGUAUGCAGCCUUAUGAUUCGCAUUUCGUCAUGAGAGACGAACACUUGACGUUGCUCGAUAUCAUGGAGAGAGACAUUCCGCACGCUGAAUUCGCGUUCUUAUCUGCUUGUCAUACCGCCGUCGGCGAUGAAGAGACGCCCGACGAAGUGAUUCAUCUUGCAGCUGGACUCCAGUUUUCGGGGUUCAAGAGCGUCGUUGGCACGCUGUGGGAGGUCGACGAUUCUGUCGCGAAACACGUCGUUGAAGCUUUCUACAAAUAUAUGUUCAAAGACCUUAAAGAUGGUGCUGUUAUGGACUGUACGAAGGCGGCCUGGGCACUCAACUGUGCUACACAUGCCGUGAAGACGAAAGUGCCGCUCGAGCAGAGGAUGGUUUUUUAUUCAUAUUGGUGUAUAAUUCUAUCGUAUGCCUUUCACCCUGGUCUCUAGUACAAGUUGUUGAUCUUUCAUCCCGUUGGUGUACCUGGCCCAUUCUUUGAUACUUGCUUUGCUUUGCAUUCCCUCUCGUGCCAUCGUUUACUCUUAGAAGCGUCUUUUGUAACUUAAUACAUUGUUCGAGCAUUUGAAGUAAGUCCUUCAUACAUGUUGUCACUGAGGGAAACG